Drosophila ananassae is the source of this 4490-nucleotide messenger RNA. RefSeq names its product protein deadlock. The transcript has 3 exons. Gene Ontology annotation, biological process: mRNA 3'-end processing. Gene Ontology annotation, molecular function: RNA polymerase II complex binding. Gene Ontology annotation, cellular component: RNA polymerase II, holoenzyme. The record is from RefSeq and is a predicted model, not a curated record. Lineage: Eukaryota; Metazoa; Arthropoda; Insecta; Diptera; Drosophilidae. The coding region runs from base 224 to 4330 and encodes 1368 amino acids.
UAGUAUUUUUGAUUAAUCAUUCUGUUAAAACCAGCGAAAGCUUAUUCGAGUUUCCCCCGCCCUGUUCCACUUCCAAUUGUUCCGCCUAUCAAAGUUUUUAUCGAAAUGCUAGGUUCCAUCUUUAAAAUAACGGCACAUGGCGUGAAUUUGUAAAAACCCGCUAAUAAGCUCCGCGAGUGAAUUUUCGAAAAAAGACUGUGUUCUCAUUGAGAAAACUAAAAAUAUGCGUGAACGAGAUAAGAUACGAUGCUGGAAACAGAUCUUGGAAACGAUGGGGAUCGAUGCCAUGGAGGAGGAGGAGUGGGCGCAUGCCUACCAAGACUAUAUGCGUAGCUGGAGGAGGACCUACUACAUCCGGCACACCAGAAGUGAUCUUUUGCCACUCCGAAAUCAUAUGCAGCAAAGACCCAUCGUCCUUAACAGUGCUCCUUCCAGUUCUUCUUCGCUACCAACCGCUGCUGCUGCUAGUUCCUCUGUAGCCAGUGCUGCUUCACCUAUGACCCCUCAGGCCUUCAAAUAUACUGGUACAAUUCCGAAGCGCCUUGAAACAAUUGCAACACCCACCUCGACUGGCAAUUUCAAUGAUUCUGAACAUGAUCCUAAUAAGGAAUCUGGUUCGAAACUUUCCCAGCACCGAGAGCCAAGUGCGCCAAGUCGCGGCAAGAUUUCUUCAUUGAUCAGGACACAGAUCAUUUCAUCAGAUGAAUCUGGCGACGACCUUGACGAAUCAUUGCCCCUAGCUGAGUGGCAGAAGCGUGCCCAAAAGGAAAACCAAGUUAAAGGAAAAGAGGAACCCGUAGCGCCCGUUAUUUUUCCCAUAAAACGCAAGAGGGGGCGUCCAUCGCUGGCUGAGAAAGCCCAGAGGGAGCAGCUGCAGGCUGCGUACAAAGCUCAAGAGCUGCCAAGCUCUUCCAAGAAUCCGAGCUUGGUAACACAUGAUCUUUCUGAGGAAAAACCUAAGAAAAAGGAGAAAGUAUACCAUAAUCCGUUGAUCAGAGCGUCCCAAAAACACUUGAAAGCAAUUGAGCAGCAGUAUCGAAGGUCUCCAAAAACUCCGGGUAUGCAGCAGGCUACACCAUCGAAACAGAAGGCAACACCGUCGCACCAAAAGGCUACACCAUCGCAGCAGCAGCGCAAGACUAUACAAAUUAUAGAAGAAUCUCCGCAGCGGAUGCAACCGAACCGUAGUCAGAGGGCGGCCAACCUAAGAGAAGAUGAGUUCGCCAGGAGUUCGCCGCUAGCCAAGAAACGGACUCAAGCAAGUGGCUUAGUAAUGGUAGUAAGCAGUCUGGAAAUUUCAUUAGUUAACGACCCCUAUUUGUUGCCACAGAUAAGCGAGGAGGGCACGCCGAUGCCCGCCCACAUGCCGCCGACCCCCAUGAACUUGAUAUGCCAGCCCAACAACGAGCAGCAGAAAGAGAAGCAGAAGCAGGAGGAGGACGACGAAUGCGCCGCCGAGAACCUGCAUUUGACGGAAAAUAUUCCUGAGAGAUGUGAGUCUCGGUCUUCGUUUUUCAACAGCAUUCUCAACGACCACAACUAUAACUUGAUAGAUGGAAACGCCAUGGGUACUUGUGAUUUAAAGAUGGAGGACCUAUUGCUGGACGAUCCCAUGGUGAUGGCAGAUCCGGCCGUUGAAAAUUCAUUCCCCAUCAUUGAAGAGUUCAAAUUCCCAGAGGAAAACGUGGUCAACAAUGUAGAUGUAUUUAAUAUGGACCUGGAUCAACCCAUGCUUGAGGUAGAUCUCGUAGACAGCAAGUCACCCAUCGAGAUUCAUCAGCAGAUGGCUGGUACAUCCGACUUCUUUGACAAACUGCCGGUGCUCUCAACAGUCGAGGUGGAUAAGUCUCAUUUAGUGGGCCUGAUCGCCGCUGAGCCGGAAGAGCUCGACUACGAAGAUGACGAUGAUGUUCUAUCGGUGGCAACCUCGUGGGACGGACUGGACGACGAGAUGUUCCAAAACCAGCCACCUACUAAGGGUAAAACAAAGUCCAAUAACAAAGUAGAAACUGUAGAGGUCGCAACCAAUUCUCACACUGCUACAGAACCGAAGCCCGAGGAGAAUCAAGAAACAAGAAGCGCUGAAACAGCAACACGAUCGGCACAUACACAGUCGAAGAUAUCAGCAGCAAAGCCGAAGCCCAAUGAGAAACAAGUAGCCAUACCGACUGCAACAGCAGGACGUCCCUCUGCCACGGAGACGUCAGCACCACCUAAACCGAAAACCGGAGAAGACAAGGAUCAGGCUAAGUCAGGAGCUACCACGGAGAAUCAGAAGGGGCCAUUUCGCAUUCCCAAGGUCAGCCAGACUCAGCUAGAAGCGCAGCCAUCCGUCAUGAAGAUGCUAUAUGAUCAGCAGGAGAAAGAGAAAAAGGAGAAGGCUCGAAAGCCAGAACCGACGCAGCCACCGGUCCCAUCGACAUCCAAAGCUGUGAACCGGCAACGGGAGGAAGCCACAGCUGCGCGCCACAGUAAGGUGAAGACUCCAGUGUUUGGACCGCUUUACCAAACUACCGCCCCCGUAUCGCAAGGAUCCUCUGCACCAUUCCAAGAGAUUCCACCAAGAAUGCAAGAAAGCGUUCUAACGAACAAUUGGAUGACUGAUGUUUAUGGAAUCAAGUGUCUGCAGUUUUUAGACGAUAGGUGUACAGCUGUUGGUUGCAGCCAUGAGAUGAGCAGCGUGGGCGAAGUCCAGAGGCGCCUCAUGCAAAUGGACGAGUCGAUCCUUAAGAAAACCUAUUGCCUGUCACUCCGCAGUAUUGUCAUCUUCAAAAACUAUUUCGUUUCGUUCGCCGAGAUAUUCGUGCGACGCAAUCACAGCCGCCAAGUUCUGCAAAUGAUAUCCGAUUGCCGUUUCUACAAGCACGUCGCCGGGCCCUUGAUAGGCUCCAUUUUUGGUAUCCUGCAGCAGUGUGGCAUGGAGAAAGAGAUGGCGCGCGUGCUCAUGACCGAUCUCUGGAUGCCGAACAAGGCGCACAAGUUUCGGCCCUUGACAAUUUCAAUACUUGAAAUAUUGUCGAAAACUAACUGGCUGGACUAUGUGGAUCAAAUCUUUCAACUGGGAAUAGAGUACAAGUUCUGCAUACCCAUGGAAUUGGUAUAUCUCAUCUUAGAAGCUGCUAAAGACAGUCGCCAGGAACUGGCCCAUCCCGGCAUGCUCUUGAUGAUUAACAGAUCUGUGGUCGAGCUUCAAAAUCCGAAAGCCAUUGCCGUUCUAACUACGUUAGUCAAAAACAGUCCAUCAUCCGCCAAUCUCCCAUCCAUUCAACAUCUAUUAUCUAAUCAGAACGGCCAGUCAGAUGGAGAUUCAAGGGCCGCUCUAGAUGCUCGCCCAGGAACAAGCCCUAGUCUGAUUUCCGGUCCUAACCAAGGUGUUGUUCCGGGAUCUAACCGGUGGAUGGGUCUUGGUUCGUUCGACGCUCCUCCUCCAGCUGCCAACAUGCAAGUUCAGGGCUCUUACGGUGGACAGCCUCCACCUGCCAACAUGGGACAGGUUCAAGGUACUUACGGUGGGCAGCAUCCAUCUCCCAACAUGCACGUUCAGGGUUCUUACGGAGGACAUUCUCCAGCUCCCAACAUGCAGGUUCAGGGUUCUUACGGAGGACAUUCUCCAGCUCCCAACAUGCAGGUUCAGGGUUCUUACGGAGGACAUUCUCCAGCUACCAACAUGCAGGUUAAUGGUUCUUACGGUGGACAGCCUCCACCUGUCAACAUGGGUCAGGUUCAAGGUACUUACGGUGGACAGCAACCUCUUCCCAACAUGCACGUCCCGCCUCCUGCUGUCAACAUGGGGCAGGCUCCAGGUACUUACGGUGGACAGCAACCCCUUCCCAACAUGCACGUUCCGCCUCCUGCUGUCAACAUGGGUCAGGCUCCAGGUUCUUACGGUGGACAGCAACCCCUUCCCAACAUGCACGUUCCGCCUCCUGCUGCCAACAUGGGUCAGGCUCCAGGUUCUGCUGCCAGCAUGGGUCAGGCUCCUGGCUCUUUCAUGGGUCCGCCGCCAGCUACCAAUGUAGGUCAAGCCCCAGGUUCCUACGUGGGAUAUACUCCAGCUGCCAACAUGCAGACUUCAGCUGUAAACAUGGGAUCGAAUCAUGGUUCCAGCAGGGGUCCGACACCAGUGGCCCACAUGGGCCAUGUAGCAGACCCCAACAUGAGUCAGGCUGCAGGUUCCAGCUUCGGGCCGAUUACUGAAGCAGGGAUGGGACCGCAACCAAGUGGUUUUCCGGCAAGGAAUCAGUCUCGAAGGCAGGAGCAGCCGAAUGUGCCGAGCACUUCAUCUGGAGGACGCUUCGAUGCGCCAUUCAAUCAGUUUAAGCCCCAAUAGUUGAUAGAUGGCUAGGAGCUCCUCAUUUUCUUAAAUUCAAAAUCAUGACUUCCCAAGCAAAGUUAUGUUUAAUUAAAAGAACUACUUUAUCCUUGGUUUAAUUUUACUCUGUAUUAUCGUAUAAAAUAAAAUAAUAAAGUACACUUAAUCACACAACUUA